CUUAACAAAUAACAUCGCUGUUUAAGUACUACAGCCUUUUGACGGUUUGGCCAUUAGGCGUGAAUAUCACUUAUCAGCGAUUGACACUCUUCCACGUAAUUAACAUGGGAUCCGCAAGCAAUGAAACAAAAAAGAUUCGUGUCCGAAGGCGGAAGCCGUUUGACGAGCCACCAACAGAGAAAACUCUGGCUAAAAAAUCAAGGGCUCUGCUGUCAGAAAGCUCAGCUCCAAAAUCAUCAGUUGGGCGCCAGUCAAGUACACAGGGCCAAGGCACCGUUAAAAGAGCUGUGGUCAAGGCUAAAAUGGGCAAAAGCAAAAGGAUUAAAUCAGAUUUAAAGGACAGUGAGAAGCUAAUAAGCAACUCAAUGAUGAAGAAGUGCAUUUUGUCACUGCUGAAGGAGUACAGUGACCAAGACAACUGUGAUGCUGAAGGCAAGAAGUCUGUAUUUGCUGAAGCAUCAUCAAAAAUCUCAAGCAAGCGUCGACUUUGUCUAACCAUCGAUAGCUUCAAAGUUCCACCACAUAGGUCAUCAAAAACACCUACACACCCCAAGAUAUUUAGAUUUAAGCUGCCCCACGGUCUGACUGACGCGUCAUCGAGCGUGCUGCUGGUCACCAAAGACUAUCCCAAGCCCAAGAACCCGCGCCUCUCCAACGAACACUUCAGGCGCUUGCUCACCUCUGCUGGCUGCAAUCACCUCAUCACCGAGAUCAUGUCGAUAGGUCAGCUUCGUGACGAGUACUCGGUUCUGUCGGCACGCAAAGAGCUCUGCGACCGCAUUGAUGUGGUGCUCUGUGAUAACUCUGUGUCCCUGGUCGUCCCCAGAGUGCUCGGCAAGCUCUUCCUCCUCUCAAAAAAGUUCCCAAUCGGCAUUAAAAUGAACAAAAAGAAACUUUUACAGGAAAUUGAAGAGAAGCUCGACACAACCUGCCACAAAAUGACGUUCAAGAACACGCAGUCAACGCUCGUUUUCGGUCAUUCCGUUCAGCCUCUGGACCACCUGGUGGAGAACCUGCGUGCUAGUAUUGCUCAUCUGUGCAAGAGCUUCCCAGGGGGGUUCCGGAACAUCAAGACCCUCUACCUCACCACGGGGCUCAAGGCUAGGGUUCCUCUUUACGUAUCGAGCGGACCAUCGUCGCAAGUGCGGUCACUGCCGCUCAUGCCUGUAGCGACUCCUGAAAUUCUCGAGGGCGACUUUGGUUUUGGUAACGUCAAGAUCACGUCCUUUGGUGACGUCAUCCACUACCAGCCCAUCAAGGAAGACGAAGAAGAUUUGCUGCACGCCGUGCCGGGUAUGGAUGAGAAGACCAAGGAAAAGUAUCGCAAAAUGCGGGAGGCCCGAGACCGCGAAGAAAGACUAGAAAAGAUAUGGGCCAAGAAGAAGAGGUAUGGCUACGGCCUGAAGAAGGAAGCGCUGGCCAAGGCGAAGCGCAUCAAGAAAUCUAAUUUCAAGGAAGUUCCACUCGUGUAAAAUAAAAUUAUUUUCUCCGAGA
Molecule: messenger RNA, 1494 nt
Organism: Hyalella azteca
Lineage: Eukaryota; Metazoa; Arthropoda; Malacostraca; Amphipoda; Hyalellidae
Product: ribosomal L1 domain-containing protein CG13096
Exons: 9
Coding region: 105-1472 (455 amino acids)
Source: RefSeq, a predicted model, not a curated record